CUUUCCUCAUGACCCAAGCCACGUAUGACAUUAUCAUCGCGGGAGGUGGCACCUGUGGCUGUAUUAUCGCCGGACGUUUGGCCGCUGCCGAUCCUUCUCUCAGCAUACUGGUCAUCGAAUCUGGCCCACCCACCCGCGGCGACCCCCUCCACAUCCAACCCGCACACUACCUCCACCACCUGCGUCCAGACAGUACGACGGUCAAGUUCCAGGUCGGUAGGGAGAGCGCUGCGCUUGGCGGUCGCGCGCCCAUCGUGCCCUGCGGUCAGUGCUUGGGCGGCGGAUCGAGCGUGAACUUCACAAUGUAUACCCGCGCUUCGGCCUCCGAUUACGACGACUGGGAGAACGUAUACGGCAACCCAGGCUGGGGCUCCGCGGAUCUUCUCCCGCUGCUUCGCAAGUGCGAGACGUAUCAAGUCGAACCGGGAAAGCCCACGCACGGCUACUCCGGUCCGCUCAAGAUCUCGCAGGGCGGGUUCUUCACCGAAACGGGGAAGGAGUUCCUUGAUGUCGCGGCGCAGUACGACAAGACGCGUGGUCAGACGGACGAUGUGAAUGGCUUGUUCGAGUGCGACAAGUAUGGCGUGGCUAGAACAAUUACUUGCAGAUGGAUAGAUGCGAAGACCGGGACGCGCUCGGACGUUCCGCAUCAUUACAUCUACAACCAGGACUUCCGGGAAGACCAAGUCCGGAUUCUCACCGGGUAUGAUGUGAAGAAGAUUCUCUUCGAAGGGAAACGCGCAGUGGGUGUGGAGUACAUUGCGAACAGCCGCUUCAAUCCCGAUGCCAAACCGGAGGUACUUACGGCCACAGCACGGCGGUUGGUCGUCAUCUCUGCUGGGGCGUUCGGAUCACCUGCCAUUCUCGAGCGCUCUGGCGUAGGCUCCAAAGAAGCGCUUGCGAAGGUAGGAGUCGAGCAGAUCAUCGAUCUGCCUGGGGUGGGCGAGAGUUAUCAAGACCACCAGGUUAUCUUCGGUCCAUAUGUUGCGGCGGACGACGUUCACACCCUGGAUGGUAUUGUGACCGAUGACAAGGCGGAGAUCGCGAAAUGGACGAAAGAGUGGAAGGAGACGGGCAGCGGGUUGAUAGCUCACAACGGCCUCGAUGCUGGUGUGAAAAUGCGCCCCAAUGAGGCUGAACUGAGCCAACUGGGGGAGAAGUUCCGCCAGCGUUGGCAGGAGUUCUACGUCCCGGCUCCGGACAAACCUGUGCUCUGGAUGGGGACGAUGUCGAUGUUCCUGGGCGACCGCUCUCAAUCAUCAGUCAAGAAAGGCUAUAGCAUUGGGUGGUAUAUCCAAUAUCCCAUGUCCCUCGGACACGUUCACAUCACGUCCGCGGAUGAUGUGCAGUCCCCGCUGGACUUCCAUCCCGGGUACCUGGACUCGCCCGAAGAGAUGACCUUGCACAAGUGGGGUUACAAGCGCUCUCGCGAGUUCGCUCGCCGCCUGCCGUCGUACCGGGGUGAGGUCGUAGCAAGCCACCCGGUAUUCGCGCCUUCGAGCAAAGCAGCUACUGGGCCGAGAAGUGGACCCGUACCUGUGACCGCACCCGACAUCGAGUACACCGCCGAGGAUGAGGUGGCACUCGAAGCGUUUAUAAGACGGGUUGUGGCCACCGCAUGGCACUCCAUCGGGACGUGUGCCAUGAAGAAGCGCGAGGACGGCGGCGUUGUAGAUUCGAAGCUGAACGUAUAUGGCGUGGAAGGCCUGAAAGUCACGGACGCAUCUAUCUGUCCCGGGAACGUCGGCGCGAACGUGUACUCUACCGCGGUGCUCAUCGGGGAGAAGGCAGCGAUGAUCAUUGCAGAGGAGUUGGGCAUCACUUUGCAGGACGAUUAGGUCAACUCUUUCCCUAGCAAGCCGAUGUUCCCCUUCU
Trametes versicolor FP-101664 SS1 is the source of this 1875-nucleotide messenger RNA. Its product is annotated as alcohol oxidase-like protein. The record is from RefSeq and is a predicted model, not a curated record. The transcript is spliced from 14 exons. NCBI's taxonomy places the organism in Eukaryota, Fungi, Basidiomycota, Agaricomycetes, Polyporales, Polyporaceae. Gene Ontology annotation, molecular function: flavin adenine dinucleotide binding; oxidoreductase activity, acting on CH-OH group of donors. The coding region runs from base 9 to 1838 and encodes 609 amino acids.